Megalopta genalis is the source of this 5490-nucleotide messenger RNA. The record is from RefSeq and is a predicted model, not a curated record. NCBI's taxonomy places the organism in Eukaryota, Metazoa, Arthropoda, Insecta, Hymenoptera, Halictidae.
CAUCUUUGUUGCUUUCGACGUCACUGUCUUCUCUUCUCUCGAACUGAAUAGUAUUUUUGCCACCGUACGAAGGUUUGCUGGCCACUCGUGCACAGUUUGCUAGGCCGUCCGUAAGUUCGUCGUUACGCGAAUAGAAACAAUUUCACUUGUACACGCUUUGCAACAACGUUUCGUUCGUCGGUCUCUGUUAACUUAUUCGACGAUCUUCGACGGCCUUCGACGGUCGUUGCAUCGUGCCCGUUAAACGCUACGAAUGUUUCGCACGCGUGUUUCGUCGGUCGGGCCUCGCCGUCGAGUAGUUUUCCGUCGGAUAUGAAUUUCUCUAACGGCAUCGUAAGCACACCGGAACAACUGUCAAUACUCUAAUCGCCUAAUCACAAGUUUCCGAGCGCAGCGAGGUUUAGUAUACCGUGCGCAAAAUACCGCGCAAGGUUCCGACGGUAUUUAUUCGAAUGUUAAGUAGUGCAAUUAGCACGUGCGUGUCAUAACAGCGGCCAGCUAACUAUAGUUAGCUCGACGACGGACUAUUAAACUCAGUUAUUAACGACCGUGCUACGGUUCAGAUUCCAAUUUCUGGUUGUUCCCUAAUUUCAAACGAAGCCGCCGAACAGUGCUGACCGAAUCGUUCCUCCAAGUCGGUAGCGUUAUUACCGAACAAGUGUUCGACUAAUUCGGGCGUUAACCACGUUGGAAAAAUGUCAAGCAGAGGAGUGAAUCCGACGUGGGAUGACCUUUACCUGCGUGUACCGAAUUUCCUUGUCGACUCUGAGGACGAAGUCGCGUGGAACGGUUCAGAUGAUGGUACUGGACAAUGAUACUGAAUACUUGAGCGGAUGCAAACAGAAUUCCGUGACGGAAUGGUUGCAGAAAACGAGCGAGGCAAAGAACGACGGCAGUGAGAGUCCAGUGUUUGGAUUGGAAGGUAGCGUAACAGGAGCAGUUGGCGGAUCAACGUUGAGGCUGGCGCCGCAGGAAUUGCCGAACGAAAUUUCAGCUCCCUACGAAGUGCCGCAAUUUCCAAUUGAACAAAUCGAGAAGAAACUGUUGAUACAAAGGCAACUGACUGUCAAAGCCGCCAAAGACCUAGAGGAACGUCGUAGCCACUAUGAACCUUCGCUGGGACCCGACAUUCCGGACGACGUCGACCACAGUUUCAACCUCGAAGAUGACUACUUUAGGCCGCACUUUCAAAGAGUCUCGAUACACGGGGGCGACACUUCCGGCGUACCUUUGGAAGAUCUCGAGCAGGCGUCGCAACUAUUGGUGCGAGCACUGGCCAUGCGUGAGAAAUAUAUGAACAAUUCGAAGCAGAGUUACCCUUCCACCACCGCUCGGUUUUUGCGCAGCAUCGACGAAAGACCAAUAAACAGUGGCGAUGAGGUCCAACAUGACGACCGUAAAGCCAUUGCAGAUCAUCCGGUACAUGCGCCAGCGUCUAGGGGAGAUCCAUGGGAAUGCGAGUUUCCCCCGUCGAAAAAUUACAAAAUUGCACCUGUCAACGGUGUUUUCAAUGUAUACGCUAGCGAAGAAGAUUACGAGAACGAAAAACCGAUCCCCUAUUCGUAUCCGGAUCUGGCAACCUUUGUCAGAGACAUGAACCUUCUCUGCGUAAUGAUCGCCGAUGGCCCCUUGAAGUCGUUUUGCUAUAGAAGACUGAGUUAUCUUUCAUCGAAAUUCCAAUUGCACGUACUACUGAACGAGCUUAAAGAACUAGCGAGUCAAAAGGCAGUUCCGCACAGGGAUUUUUACAACAUUAGAAAGGUUGAUACACAUAUUCAUGCAGCUUCGUGUAUGAAUCAGAAACACCUCCUCCGAUUCAUUAAAAAGACUCUGAAGAAUCAUGCGGAUGAAAUUGUUACGUGCUCGAAAAACGGAGAAACAAUGACUCUCCGUGAGGUGUUCCAGUCGAUGAAUUUAACUACAUACGAUCUCAGCGUUGAUAUGUUAGAUGUUCACGCAGAUAGAAACACGUUCCAUAGAUUCGAUAAAUUUAAUGCCAAGUACAAUCCUAUUGGAGAAAGCCGACUUCGUGAGGUCUUCUUGAAAACGGACAAUUAUCUAAAUGGUAAAUUCUUUGCAAGCAUCAUUAAAGAAGUUGCCAGUGACCUCGAAGAAUCGAAAUACCAAAAUGCAGAACUACGUCUCUCAAUAUAUGGCAAAAAUCCAGAAGAAUGGGACAAAUUAGCGAAAUGGGCCAUUCAGAGCAACGUCUAUUCGGAUAAUGUCCGCUGGCUUAUUCAGAUUCCUCGACUCUAUGAUAUCUUCAAAUUGAACAAAUUGAUGACGAACUUCCAAGAGUUUUUAAAUAACAUCUUUCUUCCUCUUUUUGAGGUAACAAAUGAUCCCAAUUCUCAUCCAGAAUUACACAAAUUCCUCCAAUAUGUAAUAGGAUUCGAUUCGGUCGAUGACGAAAGUAAACCUGAGAAUCCUUUAUUUGAUAAAGAUGUUUGCCCACCAGCAGAAUGGGAUGAUAUCGAAAAUCCUCCUUAUGGAUAUUAUCAAUACUAUACUUACGCUAACAUGACUGUUUUAAAUCAUUUUAGAGCUGAACAAGGUUUUAACACCUUCGUCCUGAGGCCUCAUUGCGGUGAAGCUGGCCCAAUUCAACAUCUUGUGUGUGGUUUCAUGAUGGCAGAAAAUAUUUCCCAUGGCCUUUUACUUCGUAAAGUACCAGUACUACAGUACCUGUACUACUUGGCACAAAUUGGAAUAGCAAUGUCGCCUCUCAGUAAUAAUUCUCUCUUUUUAAAUUAUCAUCGCAAUCCCCUUCCAGAAUACUUAGCGAGAGGAUUAUGCGUAAGCUUGUCUACAGACGAUCCACUUCAAUUCCACUUUACCAAGGAACCAUUAAUGGAAGAAUAUAGUAUUGCUGCUCAAGUAUGGAAACUCAGUUCAUGUGAUAUGUGUGAAUUAGCACGUAAUUCUGUACUUAUGAGCGGUUUUCCACACAAGAGCAAACAAUACUGGCUUGGACCAAACUAUACUAAGGAAGGAGUAGCUGGUAAUGAUAUUACCCGAACAAAUGUGCCAGACAUUCGAGUAGCCUAUCGUUACGAAACAUUAGAAGACGAAUUGUCGAAUAUUUUUAAAGUCUUUGAGGAACCUUUCGCCUUUCCGGAACCUUAGUCAUUAUAUACAUAUUACUCUGUCUCAUGUCCAUGAAAAAAAUUGCAUUGAAAACUAUCUGCAGCGCAAACUAUAACUAAUCAUGUGAUUUAUACUAACAAUCUUUACGGACUUUAAAUGACUCCUUUGUAGAAGGUAUUCUCUUUAUUGAAUGAAUGACGAUAUAGAGAUUAUUUCUUUAACGCUAGUUGUAAAACCAUUAAGGACAACUUAAAUGAUCUUGUUUAGAUAAUGCGUGCCCAUUUAUACAGUUCGCCCGCACUUAAGUGGCGCCGUCAAUCAUGUAUUUCGUAAAGUAUCGAAGCUACGAAAAACAUGUUUACAUGGAACACCCUUAUCGCCCCACGCGUGCCAAUACGUACUAACACGUGUCAUAACGUGCCAUAUCUCUACCUUCGCUAAUCAUUCUCUCAUAAAUAUCCAUAAUGUGCCGACUAACAGUCACAAGUAUCCUCUUUCGAAUUUUCCCACAGGCUAAAAGCUCUACCAUAAAUUCUUUCAAAGCCUGAAUCAUCUUUCUUCGACUUCAUUAAAAAAUUGUCGACGCUAACAUAUAGUGAGAAGUUUUAAAAGGCGUUUGAAUACUUUCGUGUCUCACUGUACAUGUUACAAGGGACCCAUUUGUUGGCAGAUAAGUAUGUUUUUAUACUACUAAUUUUAGGGGUCAUAUCGAGAAACUUCAUUUCUCGAUAAAAUAUCAUUUUCUAAUAUAUUUUUACAUGGAUUUAACAACGUGGAAUAUGACGAAACUUGAUUUUGAUUGGUUUCCAAGAUGUGCUUACAAACUUAUGGAACAGAUAAGAAAAUAGUAGCAAAAUAGUGGAAAACACACCAUUAUCAGUUCCGUUUGUAUUGAAAACUAUUCGAAAUUAAAUGCAUAUUUGUAGGUUGCUAGAAUCUAUGAAAACAUUGACAAAAGAUGGACGUUGACUCACCAACAGAUGUGUCUCCUUGAGUUAAUCGAAUAUCCAUGUAAAGAUUUCGUUCGUAUCCUCAGUGUUUUACAAGAUAAUUGACUGUACUAUUUAAGCGCGGUUACGCUGUGUGCUAUCGAUAAUUUUAUAAGUAUACGAUCUGUAUGUAUCGGUAAUUAUUUGAAAACUAUCUGUUGACAUUUUAAAGUAUUCCAAAUACAAACAGAUACAGAAUGCAUGACUGUAUGUAUUAGAUAUCUUAGGCCCUUACGCACCAUGUAGUGAUCUUACUAUGUCACAGUGGUGACUCUAGUUUGCGUUUUAUUUUGCUUGGAGGAUCCCUUCCUGAAAUAUCUAUUACAUACUGGUGAAUUCUUCUGUAUAUUUUUGCAGAUAAAUACAUAUAAAUUAAGUUACAGGGGAAUGUCUUUCACUCAUAUUUCAGAACUUCAGUAUAAGACAACGAUAGAUUUUAAUGUGAAAUUUUCAUAUAUGUUGACCAAUAUGAUAGUAGUUAGGUAUUAGAUAGGGUAAAAGUUUAAACUGUUCCAGUUUCCAAUAUGCAUACUAAAAAUUGGAUGUUAAUAUACGAAUUAAACUAAUCUAUAUAUUGUAUUACUUUUACGUUGCAAAUAUAUAAUAUACGCUAAAGAAACAGUUCAUUUGUUAUGUCUCAGCUGCAGUAAAAUUGUCAAGUCCGACUUUUUGAAUUUAGUUUUAGUUUCUUAUCUUUUUGUACAUUUAUACAGUCAGCGUAUAUGAUGGUUGCUUUUAACAAGUACAUCUAAGACUUAUAAACGAAUUAGCUCUUUUGUAGAUCGUAUACCUUAUUGUAAUGUUUAUAAAUUUUUAUUAUGACAAAUGUGUAUACAUUACAUUGGAGAAAACUAAAUUCAAUAUUUUCUACACUUUAAUCGACACCGAAUGAAUAACGAAGAUCGUAAAUUUUACCCUUAACUCUAAUAGCAUGCAAACGACUACGUAUUUACUUUCCACAAACAAUUUACUGUCAAUGAGCUUUUACUGGCAAAUAUUUAAUAAUGGCGAUAUACAAGUAUAUAUUCACACACCACGUCUUAAUAUCGAACACAAAUUGUUACUAAGUAGAAAGAAUGUAUUUAUUGUACAUACUAUAUUCUACGAAAAAAAAACGAAAUAUACCUAUAUUGUUAAAAGAUAUGUGUGAUCAAUAGAAAAUUACAAUUGUGAUCGAACACAAUCGCAUCCAGUCAGCCGGUCGUCAAAAAUAUUCGAACACCAAUAUAAUUUCGUCCUUUGAGCUUUAUAUGUUAAGUAAAUGUAUAAUUACCACGUACAAAAAGGUAUUUAAUUAUGUUAGUAAUGUUAAUUAUGUUAAUAACACAACAAUUUUCUGUCGAGAAGAUAUUAGGACACUUUACGAAUCUAAGUUAUAAAACAGAAAUAAUAAAUGCGAUAUAACACCGAUAAA